UCGGUCAAGAACUUCUGCCGGACCCCGUUGCCUUAGCAACGGCUCUCGAGCGGCCCUUCGUAUUGCUCCAUGUCGUUGCCGGAGCCGGUGAGAAGGCGGCUGAAUUCGUUCAGCCGAACUGUUUUUACGGACAACAACCGCACGGGACCCGAAAACAGAGGCGACGCCAACCACAUCGAUAAUGAAAUAGUCUCCAGUUUGCCCUUACAGAUGUCCCUGUAUUUCAACUUCUGGUUCUUCCCUUUUUGGUGGGCAAGCAGUAUUGCCAUGUUGCAGCAGAAGUAUUCAGUCUUACCAGAUUACUACAAAUUCAUCCUUGUGACAAGCAUUAUAUUAACAACUUUAAUUGAGGUUAUACGUCUAUACCUUGGAUACAUGGGAAAUUUGCAGGAGAAGGUUCCUGAACUAGCUGGGUUUUGGCUCCUGAGUCUCCUUCUGCAAGUGCCCCUAAUUCUUUUCCUACUUUUAAAUGAAGGGCUAAGGAUUCAACCUUUGGAACGAGCAGUCAACAUCAUUUUUGUAGUAUUUCUUGUCUUCCAAGUCAUUACUGCAUUCCUUGCUCUCAAAAGAAUGGUGAACCAACUUGCAACUCAUUUCCAUCUUCAUGAGUUUGACCGCUUAGAUGCUCAUCUUCCCUCUGAUAACUUAGCUUGCCAGGCAAGGAGACUGGAAGCUGCAGGGAUUAUGGGACAACAAGUGGGAGAACUUCAUUCAACAAGUGGUGUUUGGAAAUCUGCAGUGAGAGCCUGAUGGUAAGCAGAGCAACCCCCCAGCGAAGAUCCUCUGCUUUUUGCCUUAAUUAUGUGAGUUUUAGAGAAUUUGAUUUAGAAAUUCACCUAGUUCUGGAUAGCGCAAACUUAAGUGGAGUGAUAUCAACAAGGUAUUCACUGUGGACUGAUUCAGAUGCAGUGGGAAGUUUUAAGAAACAAUUGUCAUUGGGCCCAUCUUUUGCAAAGUGUGAUUCUUGAGGGGAUUAGUCAUCCACUCAUUUCUGCUUAUAUUAUCUAUUAUGGAAUCUGUAUUGUAAUGACCUUCAGCUGUUUUUUCAACAUGUCCAGACAUUUUUCAGUGGAGAAAAAAAACAUUGUUUGAAUCAGCAUUCAGAUUCCACAAUCCUUUAUGGACACCUGAAAAGUGAGGAUUUCUAUAACCUAAACUGUUAGAAAUAUGAAACCUUUUAUGACCUUAAAAUAAUUUAAAUAGGGCUAAUUAAACCAAAAAUAUGACAUUUAAAGCAAAAAUAUGAUUUUACAAUUUUUCUGAAAGUAGCACCCACUUUUUAAAAAUAGUGCACACGCCAACACACACACACACACACGUCUCCCUGAGUUGGGGAGGGAAUAAGAAAAGCACGCAAAUCCUCACUUUCUUUGCUGGCUCAAACUUGCUAGCUUAUCAGGAGACUUGUCAGUGACUAAAAUAUGAUGUUUGCUACAAAAUUUAGCAGAAAUAUGCUAAUAACAUUUUAACAAGUCAAAAUAUGACUUUUCAGGAAUAAAAAGCAUCUACUUGUAAUUCUCACCAGAUUACUCUAAAAUUUAAAACAUGUUUUAUUUAUAAACUCAAAUAAGGUUCCAGAAAAAAUCUUGACAUGUUAUAGAAAUCCUCGCCCUAGUGGUUAAAGUUUUUUUUAAAACAAAAUUGUUUUUAUUUUGAGAUACAUAUUUAAAAGAUUCUAUGGUACUCUUUUAUAAACAAUAAACUUUUAAAAAUAUUAUUUUAGUAUAUUCUAGUUUUAACAUUUUAAAAAACAAAAUAGCACUUUUCACUGAGAUGCUACAAAAAUUGCAACCAAAUAUCUCCCCGUGUUUAUUUUCCAGAAAAGGGGAAAGCAUCAUCCCUUCUGUAUAACUUAAAAUAGACUAGUUUUAAGUAAUGUAUAUAAAGUGAAGCCAAGAUCUAUUCAUAUACUGUACAGAGUGUUAUGAUCUAUAUACAACGAAUAAUAGCUCAACUAUUUUCUAAUAGAAUGCUAAGUAUUUUAAAAAAUGCUUUGCAAAAUGGACAUAACUACUUAAAAAGUUAAAAAUAUUCACAUUCUACUUGUUACAAAAAUUAGAAUGCUGGGAGAAGCAGAUGAAGUAGAAUGCCCAAAAUUUGACCCUAUGGAAAUAUGUGGCUAAGCAAGCAAGCUAGCUAAGAUAAGGAUGUUAACUUUGAAAUCAGACAAGAACCGGAUGACAGCAACCAGAGAUAAAAAAAAGUUAGCUGCCAUGCAGCAAGUCAUGUUUGACUCACUAACCUAAUUGCCAACAAAAGGACAGCUGAGGUGACAUAUGAUGAAAUGCUGGCAAAGGAUAAAAGGCAGAGCUGCAGGGGUUUCUGUGAGAAAAUCUUUAUUUGGGCACGUUGCCAUAAAUGUAUGCCAAGCACUCCUGUCUUCCACAACCCCAUUCAUCACCUAGCCAGUUCUGUGAUAGCAACUGAGUAUAUGCCUGAAUCCAUGUGUGGGUGUGGGUGUAUGUGUGCAUGUAUGUGUAAUGCUUAAGAAAUU
Messenger RNA from Notechis scutatus (mainland tiger snake), 2494 nucleotides. RefSeq names its product transmembrane protein 17 (gene TMEM17). Lineage: Eukaryota; Metazoa; Chordata; Lepidosauria; Squamata; Elapidae. Gene Ontology annotation, biological process: non-motile cilium assembly. Gene Ontology annotation, cellular component: ciliary transition zone. The record is from RefSeq and is a predicted model, not a curated record.